Molecule: messenger RNA, 4364 nt
Organism: Fundulus heteroclitus (mummichog)
Lineage: Eukaryota; Metazoa; Chordata; Actinopteri; Cyprinodontiformes; Fundulidae
Gene: fut9a
Product: fucosyltransferase 9a
Exons: 4
Coding region: 938-2035 (365 amino acids)
Cellular component (GO): membrane
Molecular function (GO): alpha-(1->3)-fucosyltransferase activity
Source: RefSeq, a predicted model, not a curated record
CGCUUCCUGCCGCCGCAGUAGCGGUAAACAGAGCAAGGUAGCGCCUGCAUGGGCCACGGCCAGCAGGGAGUUAUUCCACAUCGCAUCCCAUCCCAGAGCAUAUAUGGCGUCCUCUCACACCGAGCCGUGAAUUUAAUAUGCAGCACAUCGGAGUAGCCCCCCCUCACCCACGCCCCCCAGCUUUAAUUUAAUCAUUUAUUUAUUUAAUUCGCAACCAUCAUCUGCUUUCGGUGUGCGGCAGAGGAGGGGGGGCGGUGCGGGGAAACGCGCGUCGCCCGGGUAGCUCCAUAGGCAGCGUCCUUUCUUCUUCUUUUCUUUUCUGGAGAUCAAGACGACGGAUGCGGGUUCAUCCCAUCCCGCUGCUGCAAACACGUCGGACUGGCUGCCUGUUUUUUUUUCUUCCUCUUCUUCUUCUUCUUCAGGCGCAUCCGCAGCUUCUCUGCGUGGUGCAAGGUGUCUUUGAAGCGGAGACGGACCUCCGGGAGAAAAAAGGAGCAGCAAGCUCUGUGUUGACUCACCCAUCUCGAGAUGGUGGUGGACAAACAUCCGCUGAAGGGUGGUACCCGUCAGGUAACUCCGCCCCUCUGUUACCAUAGUCUUGGGUGUGAACGAUGAUGAGGAUGUUCCUAAAUAGAUUCAGACAGCCUGAGCAUCGCCCUCCACACAGUCUCCAACAGAGGAACAUUUCCAGCAGCUGGGGAAUAGUCAUCGUUUCAGACACCGCUCUGAAAAGCAGCCUUCAUCUUCCUCGUCUACCGUUGAACGUAAGACAAAAGGAGGACUCCUUAGGAAGACCUGCUGAUUUAAGAUCAGCCAACCCUCUUUAGAUCAAGGACCUGUUUCGUUCUCCUGAAGAACAAAGAAGCAACUUUCAUUACGGAUCAUCAAAUUUGUUAAAGGAGCACAGAUUCAUAAAGGGCUUUGUGUGGGUUUCAGCAUGCUGCCAACAGGACAGAGCAUGUCAUCUGGAUCUCUUCACAAAAUCCUUCGGCCGCUCCUGUUUGGUAUUUUUAUUCUUGGAUGUUUUGUGACUGCCUUUUUGAUGUAUUUUAAGCCAUCCACCAGCUGGUUAAAUGGUCCAUUAGACUCAGCUGAUUCCACAAACCAUAUCAAGCAUGUCUUCGCAAAGAGUGACAAAAACAUGACCACUGUACUUGUCUGGCUGUGGCCCUUUGGACAAACCUAUGAAAUGAACAUCUGCAGCUCUGACUUUAACAUUGAGGGCUGCUUCAUCACAGCAGACAAAAACUUCUACAACAAAUCAGAUGGGGUUGUCAUCCAUCACAGAGACAUUGCUGGGGACCUGUCCAACUUGCCAACAUCAGAGCGGCCGCCGUUCCAGAAAUGGAUCUGGAUGAACUUAGAGUCGCCGUCACAUUCAGCCCAGCUGCCCGGGAUUAAUAAUUUGUUCAAUCUGACUCUCAAUUAUCGUCAGGAUUCUGACAUCCAAGUGCCUUAUGGGUCGAUUGUAGCAGCAGAGACUGUGGAGGACUUUGUACCACCAAGCAAAAACAAACUUGUCUGCUGGAUUGUCAGCAACUGGAAUCCUGAGCAUGUGCGGGUAAAAUAUUACAAUGAGUUGUACAAGUACAUUGAGGUUCACGCAUAUGGACAUGCCUUUGGGGAGUACAUCGCUGACAAAGAUUACAUUCCCACUAUGGCUAGCUGUAAGUUCUAUUUGUCCUUUGAGAAUUCAAUCCACAAAGACUACAUCACUGAAAAACUGUUCAUCCCCCUCUCUGUGGGUACAGUGCCAGUGGUUCUUGGCACAACCAGGCAAAACUAUGAGAACUUUGUUCAAGGAGACGCCUUCAUCCACGUAGAUGAUUUCACCUCGCCCAAAGAGCUGGCUGACUACCUGCUUCUCCUGGACAAGAAUGAAGACCUGUACCGAGGGUACUUUAAAUGGAGAAGCCACUUUAAAGUAACCAGAGCGCAUUUCUGGGCAGAGCACACAUGCCAGGCUUGUGAUUAUCUGAGAAGGCACAAAGAAUACAGGGCAUUCAAUGACCUUAACAAGUGGUACUGGGGUUGAUGGUGCUGAGAUGGACUAUACAACACUCAUCACCUCUUCAUGGAGCGGCACACAGAAAAAGCGGUAAAUCACUGAGACAAACAUUAGGUUGAAGAUUUAGAUGUAAUAUUUAAUUGAAGCAUUGCAGAAAGACCAUCUCAUUUGUGAUAGUGAAGAAGUUACCUAUGCAGAGCAUUGAAGUCAAAUGUGAAGGUAGUAGUACACUGUUGUUCAUAAUUUUGGAAAUCUGUAGCUGUCUUUAAACAUAUUUUUGUAAGUUUACAUUUGCAUUGCAAAUCUAAAAAGAUGCUUCUCUUUACAUUUUUUAAAGAAAUAUUGAUGAUCAUUGUAAUAUCAUUGUAAGUGUAAUAAUUACUCAAAUAGGCCAUAUUAGAGCUUGGUCUCUGGGGUUUAGUUGAUACCUUAAAAAAAGGUUUCCACAGUCACUGGAAUUUGAUUUCCGUAUUGUCCAAAUCUUGAUAAGUUUGAAUUAAGAAAAUAGUAGCAUGGAGCAUAUCCAUCCUCUUUUUCCCUUCUUUUCUUUCUCUGUAUUAAGCUUGUUUCAUUCUAUCCUUCACCUUUUGCUUGUUUUCCUUCAAUCCUUUGUAAUUAAAGUCUUAUCUUUCCUUCUUCUUGCUCUUCUAUCUUCUGUCCUUACUCCAUUAUGCCCUUCCUCCUUCCCUUCUGUUCUUCCCUUGAUUCCCUCCUUUCUUUGACUUCUUGUGGACUUUCUUAUUCCCUGGUGUCCCACCUUUUCCUCCCUCCCUCAUACAUUUAUUUUCCAAAUACUCAAAAACAGGUCUAAUUAUGAAGAAGAAAAAAUGGUGGGAAAUCCUUUAUACACUCAUCAAACCACCGCACUCAGGAAUUAUUUGGUUUUGAACAAAAUAGAUAAACAAACACAAAACCAACUCCCCAGAAAGCACAUAAACUAGUUUAAGCAUAAACGUUACAUAUCAAUUUAUCAGGAACUUGGUAAUGUAUGAGCAUGUUGAUUACUUUCCAAAACAAAUGUGACACAAACUACAAGACCGCUGUGCAGAGGCCAGCAUACAAGUAGCAUGAUGACCGAAAUAAUCACAAAAUCCAUGAUGUCAUGACAUCAUGCGUCAAAAGUUGUCUUUGUUUUAUGUAUAUGAAAGAAGUCUGUUUGUCUGUGUACAUCCCUGUUUACCCUCUGUGUCAUCCAGGUUUUUCACAUGUAAAUUAGGCUGUUCUCUAACAACCAGGUAAGUAGAAGCUUAUCCAGGAAUUCCAAUGCCACUAAGAUGACUUAAGUAAAUCCUUUUAUUAGAAAAUAAUAUCUUUUACCUACCCAAGUCUCCUCUAAACCCAAUAGUGUGUAGUGCCACAAGUCAAGCCACAAAGGUCAUAAUGGUCCAGAAACAUUUCUUCUUUUUUUGGUUUUCAUUUUCAGGGGUCACCACAGCGAGUCAUCUAUCUCCAUUCAACCCCAUCUUCUUCAUCUUUUUCUCUAACUACUUUCAAGUCCUCUUUCCUUCCAUCCAUAAAUCUCCUCUUUUGUCUUCCUCUAGGACUAUUGCUUGGCUGUCCCUCUGAUGUAUAUCCUGAUCAUAUCCAUCCUUGUUGCUCCCAAAGAGACACUCAACAUCAUCUCUGCUACCUCCAGCUCUGCCUCCAGUCUCGUCCUCAGCGCCACUCUAAAAUCUCUAAAACUAUAAACAUUGCCGGUAUCACCACCAUCGUAUACACCCUUUCUUUGAUCAUUGCUGAUACUCUUAUCACACAACACACCUGAUACUUUUAUCCAUCCAUUCCAACCUACUUAAACACAUUUCUCUACCUCUUUUCCACACUUGCCAUUACUCUGGACUGUUGUUCUGGACUGAAUACAUAAAAUCCUCCACCUUCUUUGUCUCUGUCUCCAGUAGCUUUUCGGCUCCACUUGGAUCCCUUUUAUUUAUUCAGAUGUAUUGUGUGUUGCUACGGCUAACCUACAUUCCUAUCCUUUCCAGGGCAAUCCUUCACCUCUCUAGAUUUUCAUCCACCUGUUUACUGCUCUCACCGCAGAUCAAAAUGUCAUCUGCAAACACCAUGGUCUAUGGAGAUUCCUGUCUAACCUCAUCUGUUCCCUGCUCUAAAAGUAGAUCAAAAUAUCAUCUGCAGACAUCAUAGUCCACGGAGAUUCCUGUCUAACCUCAUCUGUCAACUUGUCCAUCACCACAGCAAACAAACAAGGGCUUAGAGCCAAUCCUUGAUGGAGUCCCCGUCCACAUUGCCCACAUCUGUUACACCUACAGUUCCUUACCAGUGUCUAAUAGCUCUCUUACAUGUCCUGCACCACGCUAACACAUUUCUCUACGACAAUUGCUCAUACAACACCACGGGU